CCAAUCCAGAAAGUGUUUAUCAAGGCUUCAUUAAACCUGAGCAGCAGUUGAAGUGAGAUUUUCCCAUCAGACUGGGCGCUUUUCAGAGUGAUUAAAAACAUUUCAAAACGAUCAGGCAUGAAAAUCAUACUCCACGCUUUUAGUUAUUGGAAAAACGCACGAUUCUGCCACUCUGUUUGACUCAGGGGUCAGCAGGAAACGGCUGAGCUUUGAUCACCAGCUGGACGCUGCUGUUACAUAAACGGUCAUGAAGGAGGGAUCAGGAGAAAGAGGGAUUUCCUCUCGGGGAAACUUCACUCACUCUUACAGAAACACGGGAAAGCUGCGGUCGGGAAUCUGCCUCCUGAAGCCRAGGUCUGACCAUGACUCAAGCUGACCAGGGACAGAUUCCUGACCUUACGGACAGUCAUGUUGGGUGUCGUCCUCCUCCUGCUCUCCUCCUCCUCCUCCUCUCCUGGGGUCACGGUUCCUCCUCCCAACGCUCCCUGCAGUAGAUGCUGUGACCACAUGCCGCCAGCAGAGGGCAGCGGAGAUCCUCCGACACGGGCGGAGUUCGGCCAGGUCCCGGAGAUUCGCACCCACAUCGACAUGACUAUACUGAAAGGUGACAAAGGAGAUCGUGGGGAUAGAGGAACCCCAGGGAAAGUUGGACACGAAGGCCCUCCAGGGGCCCAAGGCGUGGCGGGGUCAAAGGGCAGCAAAGGCCACGCGGGUCCUCCGGGAGACCCCUGCAAGCUUCCGCACUCUGCCUUCUCCGUGGCUCGCCGGAAGUCCCUGCACAGCGACGACGCCUACCAGGCGGUGGUCUUCGACACGGUCUUUGUCAACCUCGACGGCGACUUCGACAUGUUACUGGGGAAGUUCCUCUGCCGGGUCGCCGGGGUCUACUUCUUCAACGUCAACAUCCACACGUGGAACUUCAAGGAGACGUACCUGCACAUCAUGCAGAACGACACGGAGCGGGCCAUCGUCUACGCCCAGCCCAGCGACCGCUCCAUCAUGCAGAGCCAAAGCGUCAUGCUGGAGCUGCGGCCGCGCGACGCCGUGUGGCUGCGCCUGUUCAAGAGGGAGCGCGAGAACGCCAUCUACAGCGACGACGUGGACGUCUACAUCACGUUCAACGGAUACCUCAUCGAAGCCGGCGAGGAGUGAGAGAAACAGAGGGACAUUUCGGUGACGCGUUUUGAAAAUGGAGUUAAUUUGCUUAAGUGUUCACGCCGUUUUCACAUUUUGCCAACUUACAGCCUCAAACUUCUCUAAAUCUCGCGAUAAAACAGUAAAAUUUUUCUUGCCUGGCAUGUCUCAACAAAAUGUGCAUCAUAACGACUAAAACUCCAUCAAUCUUCCGUGUUUAAGGAAAUAAUUCCUUCAGCAAACGAGUAUUUUUGGCAUAGUUUCUAGUGUAAAUAUCCUCGUGCACUUAAAAUUAAGACAAAACUAACUUUUCAGCACCACAGAGGAGCUUGUU
This is a messenger RNA of Poecilia reticulata (guppy), 1468 nucleotides long. NCBI's taxonomy places the organism in Eukaryota, Metazoa, Chordata, Actinopteri, Cyprinodontiformes, Poeciliidae. The record is from RefSeq and is a predicted model, not a curated record.